This is a messenger RNA of Leptopilina heterotoma, 1022 nucleotides long. RefSeq lists its product as uncharacterized. Lineage: Eukaryota; Metazoa; Arthropoda; Insecta; Hymenoptera; Figitidae. The record is from RefSeq and is a predicted model, not a curated record. Bases 145 to 900 code for a protein of 251 amino acids. The transcript has 5 exons.
GUGAAGCCUGAAGAAUUAAGUAUUUUUUAAAGUUUUAUCAAACUUGAUGCUUGGUUAAAAGUGAAAGUAUAAACAACAAACGUGACGUUUCCUUCAAUUUUAUUCACAAAUUUUAAAUAAAAAUUGUGUUUUUUAUAAACAAUAAUGAAUCUAAGACAACAAUUAAUAACGAUAUUUUUUCUCUUCAAUGGAUGUAUUGCAAUUGAAUUUGGAGAAUACUUUAAAAAUUGUUAUCUUAAUUCCCCUGAAUUUGAUUCAUGCAUUGUUGAAAGUUUAAAUGCUAUACGACCUUAUUUUAAAACUGGAUUGCCUAAGUACAAUGUGGCGCCGUUUGAUCCAUUUUAUGCAAAGGAGGUAUCCGUUCGAAGAGGUUUGCCAAAUGCUGGAUUUAAAUUAACAUUGAAAAAUAUAACUGAAAGCGGAUGGACAGCUAGCAAAGUGACAAAAUUCUACAGUGAUUUGGGCAACUAUAAGAUAACAUACACUCAAAAAUUUCCUAAAAAGAAAUUAGUUGGAGGUUACGAUUUUUCUGGGAGUUUCCUUGGAUCAACAAUAAACAAUAAGGGAAAGUUUACCCUAACUUUGUACGAUCUUGUACAAACAACAACAAUAACUAGUGUCCCAAAAAAAGCAAUGGAUGUAAAGGUUAAUGUGCAGUCAAUAAAGGAUCUAGAAUUGCAUAUAUCAAAUUUGCUACAAGGAAGAAAUUUUUUGGAGGAAGUUUUAGAUAGAAUUAUAAAUGGUGCUUGGCAACCAGGAUUCGCUGUAAUAAGACCAUUAAUUAAUGAACUAGUUUCAACUGCAUUCACUGAAAUAUUCGGGAAAGCAUUCAAAAACUUUCCAUUUCAAGAAAUUAUUAAAUCCAAACCAUUUUUUAAGCUUAAUAGUACUAAAGUGUAAUUAUAAUUCAUUGAAAUUAUAAUGAAACUUGAAAUAUCAAAAUGUAUAUACAUAUAUAUAAUAAUAUGUAAUUAACUAUAUUACUAUUUGAAAGUGGAAAUAUAUUUUUAUAAAGAAAUUUA